Molecule: messenger RNA, 1403 nt
Organism: Aphanomyces astaci
Lineage: Eukaryota; Oomycota; Saprolegniomycetes; Saprolegniales; Verrucalvaceae
Exons: 1
Coding region: 21-1319 (432 amino acids)
Biological process (GO): nucleoside transmembrane transport
Cellular component (GO): plasma membrane
Molecular function (GO): nucleoside transmembrane transporter activity
Source: RefSeq, a predicted model, not a curated record
GUGGCAGCCAUCCACCGUCGAUGGAACCUCUCGAGAUACAAGCCGCAUCCCCGCGCACGAAGACGGUGGCGUCAUCGCCUGCCGAGCGCCGCCUCCUCAACGUGCUGUUUGCGUUGAUCGGCGUCGGGUACCUCUUCCCGUUCUCGGCGCUCACGCAGCCCGUGGACUACUGGACGUUCCUCUUCCCCGACUUCAACAUCGAGUUCUCCAUCACGUGCGUGUUCCUGUACACCAACUUGAUAGCGUUGGCGCUCAUCGUGUCGUUCGGGUCGACGCCGUGGUUCACCGGUCGCAUCGUCGGCGGGUUCGCCGGCCAACUGGCCGUGCUGGUGUUUGUACCCGCCGUGUACGAGUACGUGUCGGGCGAGUCGGCGCACGUGUGGUCCAUCCUGGGGGCGACCGCGUUUGCCGCCAUCGUCACGGCGUUCUUGGACAGCUGCGUCAUCUCGCUCGCGUCCAAAUAUCCGCUGCAUGCGCAAGAGUCGCUUCAAUUCGGCAUCGGCCUCAGCACGUUGAUCGGUAGCAUCUACCGGGACGUGACCAAGGUGGUGUUCCCGCCGGACGCCGUGAUCGCGUCCAGCUCGCUGUACUUUUACACGGGCGCGGUCACCGUCGGGUUGUGCAUUGGCGCGUACUACAUGCUGCGUCGCCUACCCAUCUCCAAGUUCAUGUUGUCGACAACCACCAGUACUCCCCCCACCCACGAGUCGUUGCCGUUGAUCCAGCCCCCCAAAAAACAGCAGGAUCACAAGGGGGACUACGACAGCAGCAGCCAGAACUUGACGACAACCAAAGCCCCCAUCGACCGCUGGGCUGUGCUUGGCAAAUGCGUGCACAACCAAAUGCAAGUUGCGCUCUUGUUCAUGACAACAUUAACACUGUGGCCCCCGCUCGUCACGGAGAUGCAAAGCCACAACUUUCCAAGUUUGCAAGCGUCGGGGUGGUGGCCGCUGAUCCUCCUAACGGUGUUUUCCAUUUCAGACUGCAUUGGACGCCUCUUGGUGUCGUAUCGGUGUGGACUGACCAAGGCCAACGUGUGGAAGCCCGUGCUUCUUCGUAUGCUUCUUGUGCCGUGUAUCGUGAUGUCUGUCCAGGGUAUUGCGUUCAACCACGACGCCCUCUCUGUUCUGUUUGUGCUCGUGCUGGGGGCCACCAACGGGUACCACGGGUCGCUGGCCAUCCUCUUCGUCAGCGAAUGCGUCGGCGACGACGAGAAAGCCAUCGCAGGGUCGUUCACGGGCUUCUUCCUGAACUUUGGCCUUGUCCUUGGCUCUUCGUUUGGAUUGAUUUUGUCGCAAUUUAUCCACACCCCGCAGUAAAGUACUACCCCACAGAGUGCAUGGCGUAAUAGUAUGAAAUGAUAUGAUAUAGUAUAUCGUAUAAAGUUAAACGAAACAUCGGAA